Messenger RNA from Colletotrichum navitas, 1690 nucleotides. RefSeq names its product G protein-coupled glucose receptor regulating Gpa2-domain-containing protein. The coding region runs from base 303 to 1472 and encodes 389 amino acids. Lineage: Eukaryota; Fungi; Ascomycota; Sordariomycetes; Glomerellales; Glomerellaceae. Gene Ontology annotation, biological process: adenylate cyclase-activating G protein-coupled receptor signaling pathway; cell surface receptor signaling pathway. Gene Ontology annotation, cellular component: plasma membrane. The transcript is spliced from 5 exons. The record is from RefSeq and is a predicted model, not a curated record. Gene Ontology annotation, molecular function: G protein-coupled receptor activity.
GGUACCGGCUUCCUCUCUAAUGUCCUGGGCUCCCUGCCCGCAGUCUUGUCUCCUCUCCAGAGCUCUAUCAACAAAGACAAGAAAGCACCAUCGCCGUCGGUUAUUUUCUCUGUAGCCGGAGAAGCUGUUCCGGCUCUUUCGUCCAACAUGGAGACGUCUUCGGGAAGCCCGUACCUGGGUUCAAAUACAAUCCGCUUGUGGAUCUGCCAAGGGCGUAUCCUACCGAGCCAUGGUCAGCACCCCCGUGGUACCCGUCAUAUUGUCUGUCGUUAACCUCUGGCUGUACACCUUGGUUUCUCGCCAUGAUUCGUCCACAGGUCCAAGAUGAGGUACUCGCAGCACCUGCUACCCCAUCAGAAGUCCGUCUUCAGAGCAUCGUCAUCCUCUCGGUAGCGGUCAUAUCUCUGGUCGGUGCAGCAUGGAUCGUGGCCAGCUACGCGAUAUUCCCCCACCUUCGCUCAUUUCGCCACCGUCUCAUCACUGGGCUUGCCAUCAGUGACGCGCAUAUGGCGCUCAAUUUCCUAUGCUCGACGGCAAUGAACGUACAAGGCAACUUCAUAGGCGCUCCCAGAAACGUUAGCUUCUGCAGCUUCAACGGUUUCAUGACGCAGGUCUUUGUUAUCCAGACCGAUUAUUGGGUUCUGACUAUCGCCGUCUGCACCUACUUCAUCUUGGCUGGUCACAAGACCCAGUCCACCUGGGUUCAGGAUCAUGAACUCGUUAUCUGGGCAUUGCCCUGGAUUUUCUCGGUUCUCUGGGCCUUCGUUGGUCUCGGCGCCGUUGGUUAUGGGGACAUUGGUGCCUGGUGUUGGUUCACCUCAGAUACCGUCCGUCUACUCGUGAACUUCAUUCCUCGAUGGGUCAUCAUAGUCAUUAUGUUUGUCAUGUAUGCACACCUGUCGUUCGUUCUUUAUAAAGCACAUAUUCGGCUAGGCUCGAUCCAGGAACCUUCCCCUGGCCACCCUGAGUCCGCACUUACAACUGAGGAGGGAAGUCGGAUGACAAGCAUUCACGAAGGGGCCGAAAGUCGUUCAGCAGUUUCAGUCCGAAGGCUCAAGAGGGUUGCACGGCUUAUGCUUCUUUACCCCCUAGCUUAUGCAAUCAUCUGGUCUCUGCCAACCGCGAUCCGAGUAUAUCAAGCGACAGAGGACAAGCCGGCAGCUUUUGCGCUGCAGACGAUCGACAAGGCCGCCGUCGUCAUCCAGGGUUUAGUAGAUGCCCUCAUCUACGGCGUGAACGAGACGACACUCGUAAGCUGGCGUACGCGGUGGCUCCGCCAGGGAUAUCCAGUCCUUCAGAGAACAAACUCCCACGGCGAGCACGGUUCAGCAACAGACGUCAACAGGGGAAUGUUCUGUCAGCCACACAACAGAAGAGGACUUGAGGCUACUAUGUCAACUUUGACAGGACCAUCGGAACUGGAAAUGGAUGACACUUCGAGGCCCAAUGAGUUGAGGGACUUGAGGCCCUAGACUGCCUGGAUGGGCGGCCAAGACACUUCUAUCGGAGACCCUAUAAUUACAUGUGCGGGCGGGAAACCAGACACAGCUAUUGAAUAGGCACCAUGGAAUUCACGGUGAGGUGGCGUGAAGAGUUAUUGACCGGAAGAAACAAUAUGUCCAUGGUUAGGAGUGAUGCAGUGUUUCCCGCGCGGGUCGCACUUGGCCUAGUGCAGAUUGCAAACGUAACA